AUGGCAUGUGCCAAGUUCGAUAAUGUGCCUCAUGUUGUGGCCGGGGAGAGAGCGAUUUGGAUCCUGCUGUCCUUUUUCGCUGUCAAAAGUUUAAGAAAAACUUUCCUGAAAUCCGACCCUUUGAAACACACAGUAACAAGCAAGUGGAGCUCAGGCUCCUACAAUGCAAUGGGCAGCGAUGGACUGCUUGGUUUGAGGCAGUUUGGCAGGAUUAUGGGUUUUGAUUACUUCAGAGACAGAAGUGAAGAUGCCUCCAAGCACAGUGACCCUGGUCCAUCAGAGUGGCUACGAGAAGCUAAGAGCGUUCUGAAGAAAAAGCACUUGAAAGAUGUGCAUCUCCAGCAAGUGUCUGUAAGAAGGUUCACAUCGUUCAAUCUCUUUUCAUUAGAAGGCUGGAAUACAGAAGACGAGACUGGGUCCUGGGUUCAGUAUAAAAGCAUCUUUCAUCCUGAAUAUAGUGUGUCCUUAAGAUUUCACAAUGGAGUUUUAAAUGUUGAAGAUGUUCUUACCAGUUUUGACAACACAGGGAAUGUCUGUCUCUGGCCAUCUGAAGAAGUGCUGGCUUACUACUGCCUAAAGCACAAUGAAAUGUUCAGGGACCUUGCUGUGUGUGAGCUAGGGGGUGGCAUGACAUGCUUGGCUGGGCUCAUGGUUGCUAUUUCUGCAGAUGUCAAAGAAGUUCUGUUAACUGAUGGAAAUGAAAAGGCCAUCAAAAAUGUAAGUGACAUCAUCACAAGAAACCAAAAUGCAGGAGUAUUUAAAGCGCAAAAAGUAUCGAGUUGCAUUUUACGAUGGGAUAAUGAGACAGAUGUCUCUCAACUGGAAGGACAUUUUGACAUUGUUAUGUGUGCUGACUGCCUGUUUCUGGACCGGUACAGAGCUAGCCUUGUUGAUGCAAUAAAGAGAUUACUCCAACCCAGUGGAAAAGCAAUGGUAUUUGCUCCACUCAGAGGGAAUACUUUAAACCAGUUUUGCAAUCUAGCUGAAAAAGCUGGUUUCUCUAUCCAAAGACAUGAAAAUUAUGAUGAACACAUUUCGAACUUCCACUCCAAGGCAAAACCCCACCUUUUAAAACCAAUAGCCAAGGUAGAAGCUACAUAACUGUAUAACCUACAUUGAGAAAUAUUUAAGUGUAUAAUUGGUGUUCUAUAAUGAUAUGUCUCAGGAAAUGUUGCUUACUUUAUCUGUGAAUAAAAAUAUUCUCAUCC
Molecule: messenger RNA, 1208 nt
Organism: Tinamus guttatus (white-throated tinamou)
Lineage: Eukaryota; Metazoa; Chordata; Aves; Tinamiformes; Tinamidae
Source: RefSeq, a predicted model, not a curated record